AUGGUACAAUUCAUCAUACGUGCGUCCAACGACCUCAAGAUCCCAAUAGACGUAGAUGCCGAGAAGACGGUGCUGGAGCUGAAGCACCACGUGCAGACGCUCAACGCCGAGUAUCCGGCUGAACGCCUUCGACUCAUCUACUCGGGCAAAGUGCUUAAGGACGAGGAGCAGUUGAGCAAGUACAGCAUCGCAGAAGGCAACACGGUGCACAUGGUGAAGGGCGCGCCAAAAUCUACGCCCUCAUCGUCAUCAGCCCAGCCAGCCACCGCGGCGCCAACUCCUGAACAGAACGGUAUUCCAUCCACGCUGUCCACCGGGGCUGGAGCCCACGACAGUCUAAUCGAGCAGCUGGGAUCGUCCAGAGUGGCGGGAGCACUCAACAGCCAAGGCAUUGAUGUAACCAACCCCAAUAUGUUGCAGGAUCUUAUGAGCAGUCCCGAGUUCUCCAACCAAAUGUCGAGAAUGAUGAGCGAUCCUUCCAUGCUCGAUCAGGUGUUGAAUUCCCCUCAAUUCGCUAGUCUCCCAGCUGACAGACGUGAGCACAUGCGUCAGACUAUGCAAUCACCUUUCUUCAGAUCUAUGAUGUCGAAUCCUGAGACGAUACGCGCAAUGAUGCAGGCGCAGAGGGCAUUUGGCGGUGGAGAUGGCGCCGGCGGACAAGGCUUUCCACCACCAGGAUCAUUGGGACAGCAGCCAAACGCACAAGGUGAACAGCAGCAACAGCAGCAACAGGAUCCAAUGGCUGGUAUACAGAAUCUCCAGAAUUUACUCGGCGGCGCAGGCGGAUUAGGUGGUUUGGGUGGUCUUGGAGGUAUGGGUGGUUUCGGAGGUUUCGGCCAGCCAUCUCAGAACACAGACCAAAGACCGCCAGAGGAGAGAUACGAGACACAGCUUUCACAAUUGACAGGUAUGGGAUUCACAGACGCAAACAAGAAUAUCAGAGCUCUGAUGGCGACUGGUGGAGACAUCAAUGCGGCAGUUGAAUACCUUUUUACUAAUUUGUAA
Molecule: messenger RNA, 1005 nt
Organism: Wallemia ichthyophaga EXF-994
Lineage: Eukaryota; Fungi; Basidiomycota; Wallemiomycetes; Wallemiales; Wallemiaceae
Product: Deubiquitination-protection protein dph1
Exons: 2
Coding region: 1-1005 (334 amino acids)
Biological process (GO): ubiquitin-dependent protein catabolic process
Cellular component (GO): cytosol
Molecular function (GO): polyubiquitin modification-dependent protein binding
Source: RefSeq, a predicted model, not a curated record